Ambispora leptoticha is the source of this 375-nucleotide messenger RNA. The record is from the annotation of a GenBank genome assembly. Lineage: Eukaryota; Fungi; Glomeromycota; Glomeromycetes; Archaeosporales; Ambisporaceae.
AUGAGGAAACUAUCAAAAUCUGUCAAAAUGGAACCACAUUACUGUUCUUUUCACACAAAACCACAAAAAUCAAUCACACCAAUACGAAAAAUCGCGAAAUUCCUCGCGUCAAUUUCACCAAAUCGAAAAAAUAAAUUACGUGCGAGAGGUGUUGGACCGCAAAAAUUUAUCAUACCCACGAUUAUUGUCACGUGUGACGAUGAUGACGACAGUGACAGUGACGCAAGUAGUACCGACACGCGAAUUGUAGGAAAAGUAGUCUUCGUAGGGGAUGAAGGGAUGCUUGGGAGCAGAUAUGUAGUUAUUAAUAAACCUUCAUCAUACAAUGAAACUAUAUUAUUAAGCAAUUAUAAUUCACAAGUAGUUGUCUCUUGA